Saccostrea echinata is the source of this 1158-nucleotide messenger RNA. RefSeq lists its product as uncharacterized. Bases 1 to 1158 code for a protein of 385 amino acids. Lineage: Eukaryota; Metazoa; Mollusca; Bivalvia; Ostreida; Ostreidae. The record is from RefSeq and is a predicted model, not a curated record. The transcript has a single exon.
AUGAACUCAAAGCGUUCUUUCGACUCUGUCACCAAAGCUGUACUGAAUGCUGUGAAAAAGUGCGAGGAUAGUCCAAAGGGAUCUUUCAAGUACAUCUACGAAUCUAACGAGAGACUGGAAAAUGUUUGGACUUUGCUAAAAACUCCCAUACUGCCGCAUGUCAUACAAAUCACCUUUUUCAAAGGCGAGGUAGAUUCUAAAGCAUUGCAGAAAAUGGUUGGUAUGAGUUCAAAGACCUAUGAGACAGAAGUUUUGGAAAUGACAAAAACGCAAGAAAAGAGAUUAGGAAUUUUUAGUAAAUUCAAGCUCUGUCAAACAGGGAUAAGUGCCAUUUCACUUUUAAAUGACAACAUGGCGAUGAUUCGUGAGCCUGGAACCGCUAGGGGUAUCCAACGCCUGAAAAUUAAAGAUGACCUGAGUCAUGACGUCUCUGAGCCCAUCUCUUUGCCACAAGUUGUGAAUGAUUUAUGCUCUUUUAACCAUAAGGUAACACUCGUCACUUUUGAAGGAAAAACAUGUAUUGAAAUGGUUUAUUCUGAUGGAAAAACUACAACGUUUGCAGAUUUGACUCCUUUGUUUCCUAUUGGUCUCUGUAAAUCUCCAAGUGGAGAAAUCCUUGUCACCGUCGUGGAUAGUGACGAAAGAAAAAUCACUGAAAAGAGCGUACGCGCAAUUUUUACGUUAUCUUAUUCUGGUCGCGUUCUCAAGAAAAUCGAGUCCUACAAAGGCAACAGGAUUUUUACAUGGCCAUACAAAGUCAUAGAAAAUCAUCUUUAUGGAGAUCUCUUGGUCAUUGAUUUAAUGGAGUUAACAGAUCGCAUUGUCUGCGUGAAUCGUGAUGGUAAAGAAAUUUUCUCGUACUCUGGAAACAUUUGUCCAAAGUAUCCAAGGUUAAUGGCUGCCCAAGGUCUUGCGUAUGACAAGCAAAGUAAUGUGUAUAUAUCUGAUGCUAGAAAUUGUGUUAUACACGUUAUAAGUCCAGAUGGAAAUUUUCUAAGAUUUGUGGAAAAUAAUAUUGAACGCUUCUAUUCGCCCUGGGCUUUGGCAGUGGAUAAGAACCGCCUUUGGAUUGGGACUUCAAAUGGGAAUAUGUAUCUUUUGCCUCUGAGUGGACCAUCCGAGGGUGAUACGAAGGACGAGAUCAAAAUAGAGGUGUGA